AGCAAACCAAACUAGAUUGUAGAUGUAUACGAGUCCUCUCUAUACACCUCAACUUCAGAGGUCCUCGUGGGCGUUGCGCUCCAUACUAAAAUUCUUCUAAAGGUUCUCAGAUAGUUAUCUGGUCAGGUCUGUGAUCGGCGGACUUGUGGUGGCUUAUUCAGGAGCUUCGCUUUGCUAGAUGAUCAAGUUAUUAUGGGGCGAGCGGGGCACGGAAGGUGGAGGAUCGGGCGCUCCCAACCUCCGGGUCCGCUGCGCGCCACGCGUUCCUCUUGGUAGCCACAAAUAUGGUGGGGUCCACCACGAUUUCUUCUUCCCACCCCGUUCUUUAUCCUCUGGACUCUGGUACAUGCGUGCGGCACGCAUCUCGCUGCCGCCGCCGCCUUCCCAGCUGCUCGCGCCGCCUCCCGCCCGCUCGCUGCCGCUUUCCCACCUGCUCGCGCCGCUCCCGGCCGCUGGCUACCGCCUCAAGGCCGCUCGACGCCACCUCCCGGCCGCUCGCUGCCGCCUCAAGGCCGCUCGACGCCGCCUCCCGGCCGCUGGCUACCGCCUCAAGGCCGCUCGACGCCGCCUCCCGGCCGCUCGCCGCCGCCUCCUUCCAAGCCACGAGUCGCUGUGCAACACCGGUGUUCCGAGUUCCGACUGUCGUUGUCCCCUGCUCGCACGGCCUCCGACGAGGACGCCGCCUCUUGGAGCUCCGACCCUAUCGCUCCGGCAGCCGUCGUCCUUCUCGGAGCUUGGCCAGCGUAGUAGCUUCUCCGACCCGGCUGCUCCAACCUUGAGCGCAUGGAGACGCUUGCGGCCAGAUGAAUAGCACCGCCGAGGACAACUUGCACCGCCCUGGAAUGGCGCCUAGCUCCCCUGGCUCCGGCCGUCGCCAGAGAUAGAGGCUGCAGCGGAGCCCGAAGCAAUUGUCCUCCCGGCGCUCGCGCUCACAUUAGAAGGAGCUUGCGGAUGAGGCCCGUAACCCAAGCUCUCGCGCCGGCAAUCCGGUGAGGUGGAGCUCGCACGGAUGGCUCCGGGACGAGCUGACACUAGGGUGCAGGGGCUGUGCCGCCAGGCGUGGCGGUGGAACUCCGGCAACUGGCCGGCGGUGCUACGACAAACGUUGGCGUUGCUACGGGCAGAGUUUGGUGCUACAACAGCAGUUUGCAAUGGGUGGCCGACGGUGCUGCAAACGCCGCCCAUCGGAGUUGCGAAUGAAGGAAGUCGGUGCUGCAAAACGCUGCUCGCCGGAGCUGCAAAUGUGCAUUAGCGGUGUUGCAAAGGCUAUUUUCCGAAGCUACAAACCGUUAGCAGCGGUGCUACAAACUGUCAGUGACGGUGCUACAAAGGUUGUUCAUCGGAGCUGCAAAUGGACAUCGGUGGUGCUGCAAAUAAUCAGUGGCGGCCCUGCAAAUAUUCUGUCAUUCUGCUACUUUAUUAUAAAUUUUGUGCUACAAUGUCUCUGGCGAGUCUCCGACGAAAUCUGUGUUGGAUGAUCUUUUGUUUUUUAUUUCUAGGUGAAUCAUUUUUCGCUUCAAUGAAAUAAAAGCAAAAGAUUUUUUCUGCGAAACAAAGUCUGAACGAGUCACAACUCUCUUUCUAUUUUUAGUCUGCUUCAAUAAAGCAAAAGCGGAAGGUUUUUUGCUGCAACGAAGCAAAGUCUGAACGAGUCGUAACUCUACUUCUAUUUUAGUCGAGCCGGUUUUUACUUUAAUGAAGCAAAAGUGGGACUUUUUUUGCUACGACGAAGCAAAGUCGGAGGACAUGUCUUUCCUUUUCUAUUUUUAGGCGAAUCGUUUUUUGCUUCAAUGAAGCAAAAGCGGAAGGUUUUUUUGCUGCGACGAAACAAAGUCUAAACGAGUCUCUAGCAACUCUCCUUCUAUUUUUAAUCGAACCGUUUUUUGCUUCAAUGAAGCAAAAGCGGGAUCUUUUUUGCUGCGACGAAGCAACAUCAGGAUUUUUGGCUGAAAGUGGACACGUGACGCUCAGGGAAGCAGGAGGCUGGAACGAUUCUAACCUCCGGAGGAUCCUCAGCAGUAUUGAGAACAAGCAAGUGCGUGAGUGUUUGCCCUAUGCCUGGGCGCUCCACGAUAGCACCGUCCCCCGUGAGGGUUGGAUGCUAGCUUUUCAAGUCUCCAUAAUUGGG
Lolium perenne is the source of this 2128-nucleotide messenger RNA. NCBI's taxonomy places the organism in Eukaryota, Viridiplantae, Streptophyta, Magnoliopsida, Poales, Poaceae. The record is from RefSeq and is a predicted model, not a curated record.